Suncus etruscus (white-toothed pygmy shrew) is the source of this 1347-nucleotide messenger RNA. It is a transcript of the gene C18H6orf118, whose product is annotated as chromosome 18 C6orf118 homolog. Bases 1 to 1347 code for a protein of 448 amino acids. The transcript has 9 exons. Lineage: Eukaryota; Metazoa; Chordata; Mammalia; Eulipotyphla; Soricidae. The record is from RefSeq and is a predicted model, not a curated record.
AUGGCUCAAGACUCAGAGGAGGACUUUUACCUGCACUGGAGACACUGCGAGACACCAGGCAUCCUGACUCUCUGCAACCUCCGGAAACUUCUCAACAAGUUCCAGCGGCAGCACAAGGACCAUGUCUGCCUGUACACAUCUGGGCACCUAAACCCCAAUAACCUCUACAAGCCCCACAGAGAGAAAGUAUCCUACUGGGCUAAUGCCCAGUCAGCAUGGCCUGGGCGAGGCAGCCCCAGGCCACCAUGUUCUCCAAAGGUGGAACAGAUGCGAGAUGCCCUGGUGCACUUCACCCUCAACACGGCAGUGACUCCCCCAGAGACCCAGGGUACCCGGCUCUUUCGCUACCUGAACCUUGCACCUCUGGCAGCCCCCCACCCUCCAGAGGAGGAGAAGGAGGCUCCUAUCCUUGAGGGUGGGCUGGGAGCAGUGUCCCCUGAAAGGUCUCACAGGGAAGAGCUAAGGUGGCCAGAGAUGAAGGUCCUGAAGAAGCAGCAGAGUGGGCAAUGCCCAGGCAGAGAUGAGUACCAGUAUAUCAGCUCCUACCUGGCUGGCGUCACCAAAUGCGACCAGUACCAGCAGUUCCUCCACUUCCAGAGAGAUGUCUUGGCCACAAAGGACCGUCUCAGCAGUGACUUCACUGGGGCCAAGAUGGUUUCGGCCCUAGAAAAGAAACUGGAAGAGGGGCUGCAGAAGGUUUGCACAUGUGAUGGACAGGACUUCAACAGGCUGCACGUGUAUAGGGAGAUCUUUGAUGCCAUCUGCCAGAGCUCGUUAAUCUUUGGGGACCUCCUACAAGAGAUCAAGAAUGAGUACGAACUCUACAUGAUGAUCCUCCUGCACUCUCAGCCAAUCCCCAGGUACCAGGCCUUGCGGGCCCAUGUCAAGGCCAUGAAGUCGAGGACCCUGAAGACAGAGGAAGUUGGCCAGUCCAGAGAAGAGCUGAAGGCCCUUGUGAAGGUCCUCAAAGCAGCACUGGAACACAAUGACAAACUCAGAGAAGAACUGGAUUCAGAGCGAGCCCUGCUGCAGUCAGCCAAAGAGGGUGCAGGCUCCUUUGAAAAUCAUCAAAUGGGGGAUGAAAGCCUCACUCAUGUUCAGAAAAUUGAGACAAAAAGAUGUGAAAUACUCAAGAAAUGGGAUGAACUUAAAGCCCUUGAAAAAGAUAUUAAAACAAAUAUGACUCAUACAGGAGCUUUAAAUAUUGUUGAUAAUCGGCUGAAAAGCAUUGAGGCUGAAACUCAAAAAUUGGAGAUAGAAAUUAAAAUUUUAGAGAAGAACAUAACAGAAACUUUGGAUGUUUAUUCAAGAAUUUAUGAACUCAGACAAAAUGGACAACGAUUCUGA